AGUUGGACAGCUUCACAGUUCUCGUGGAGGGUUUUCUCCUGCUCCUGCAUCGUCGACGCGUACACACUAAGUUUCUCCUCAUCCACCAGCCUCUUUGUCUUUUGCUUUUUCUGCACCUCUCCUGUUGUGUCGAGGUGUUGAGGUCACUGAUUAGAUGAUUCUGCACAUUACACUUCAUCUCCCAUAUCUUUUCGUCUUCUCUCUAUUGAAGAAGGACUUGAAGCAAUUUGAAGUACAAGAAUCGCUAGGUCCAAAGAACUGAAGCAUUUUCAGGACAUCAGCAGUCUGUACGUCUAUCGCCACAUGCAGAAGACAAGAAGUAACUUUUCAAGAAUGACGGACGACGGCAUGCUACUUAAUCUGAGACGUCGCAAACGCUAUCUGUUGUGGUUUAUCAUAAACAAUAAGCUAGACUAGCGGGAGGUAGAAAUCAUCAGGGAAAUCUUAGGCAGGUCGCUGGUGAGAUUUACGCCAUCGCCUCCGCCUCAUCUUCAUCACCUUCCCAAAAACUUUAGGACGAAGCUCUCUUCUGUUGUUGAUGAAGGCCGCAACUGGUUUCUACUGCUACCGUUUUUACUGCUAUCACUCCUACUGAUACGGAACAGUGCAAUUAGUUGAGAAAUCUACUAUGGAACUAUGUUGGACUAUGUUGUAACUAGUCUUCCUUUCAUGAUGUGAAUUGCAUGUGCUGUUUGUGUACAAUGAUCAAGAGUAAUAAUCAAGAGUAAUAAUCAAGAGUAAUAAUCAAGAGUAAUAAGCAAGACUUGUACAACAUAAUCACAAUAAGAAUAAGUGGGUGUCUGUGUCUCUGUCUUAUCCAUAUAGAAGGUGGUACAACAACUCCCAAAGAGGAGCUAGAUCCUAAACUCAAAGCUGCUUUUAGGAUAUAAUUGGUCUUAUUAUAUAUAUAUAUCAAUGAUCAAUCAGCAGUAGUGUAUGGUGCCACCAAUUCUUGAGAACCCAAGUUAUAGGGGAGCGUCGUUCCCAAGUAAGAAGGCUAAUUAAUUAUAUUUUCUAUACCCCAUAAUUGGGCACACUACUGCUACCACUAAGGGAAAGGGGGGGAGCGACAUUCCCUUAGUGACAUUCUCAAUGAGUGCAGAUGCAGAGCCAAAAACGCAACACACGCAACGGACAGAGCAGAAAGGCAAACGACACAAAAGGAAAAAUAGACGAAGGGGGGCGCAUUUGAGUGAAGGCAAGCCAAAGCAAGCGGAGAGGGAGGCGCCUGCAACUGAAGGAGUUCUACCAGGAGAGCACUUUUCGCUGCAGUAUAUUUGAUAAGUGUACAGGUCAACGCCUAAACCAAGAAGCCAACUGCGCAGUUGGCUCACUUAGUGGCUUAGGCGUUGACCUGUACACCUAUCAAGCAAAGUGCCGAGGGCUCGAGUCCCGGCAAUAUCAAAAAAAUGACAGAGCCAGACACGCGCCGAGGGUAAAUGGUGGGGGGGCGUCGGAUUGAGCGCGUUUCAGUGCGCACACCCGCCACAAAAUGAGCCACGUUGAGGACGCAGCCACCGACGAGCCCGAAAUCGGCAAACUACUCAACCCGCCCCACCCGAUGAGGGGGGGGCCUGGCCACUGUCUGAGAUCGCGAGAGUGGCGCAGGCUUAAAGGAGCCGGGCAGCUUAGCAAUACCGGCCGCGGGCCUGGCGGUGACCCACCUAUCCACGGCAGGGGGUGCCUGGCGACAGUGAUCACAACGAAGGCGGCCGAGCCCACCCCUGUAGUUCGAUUGAUAAGGGUACAGGUCAACGCCUAGACCACGACUAAGCCAGCCGCGCAGUUGGCUUAGAUAGUAGCUUAGGCGUUGACCUGUACACUUAUCCCUUUUGAUGACAUUUCUGAUUUUUCACCACAACAAACUUCUACCUCACUACUUUGAGGUGAGCAAGAUUUUAAUCACUAAGAUUUCUUUUUAAUCAACGAAUAUAUAAGAUUAAGGUUAUAUUUGAAUGAGAUGUCUAGUAAGAGGAGGAGGACCAUGACCAAGUGUACUAUCUAGGAGAACUACGAGGAUGAAUACGACUAUGUAUCUAUGAACCUCUACCUUCAUCUUCCUUCACUUUGCAAUUUAGUGAAGAUAGUGUAGAGCAAGCAAAUGCGAAAGUAGUUUGAGUAUAUAGUUUUGUUCAAUUCUUCGUCUAGACCUAGCGGUGAUAUCUGCAAACACAAAUAGCUGGUCUAGUACCGGCACUGAUAAAAUUAUUCUGAUGCCUAUUAAAAUGAUUCUUAUUCUUCAUAAGUAAUUAAUAGUUGUUCAUUUUUCUUUCAUGAAUCUGUCUGAAUCGUGUCAAUAGAAAUAUUAUAGGAAUCAUCAAUAUACGUACUACAACCGACGCAGGCACUACAUUUUGGAUCACUUUUCUACUUGGUUGUAACGCCAAAGAUUUUUCUAAAGAACACUUUUUGUAUUAGGAUUAGGAAGACCGCCGACCUUUCAAGUUAAGACUUAGUAGGGUUGUCAGACUUAGUAGAUUGUCAGACUUAGUAGAUGAACGAAUAGAAUGCAUAGUCUUAGUACUCCUUGUGUCGUAAGCACUUGUGUCUUAGGUAUCUCUGUUUCUUGACCGCGCUAAGUCACUAUAUGUUGACCUUAAGCGUGAAGUUCUAAAUAAAUGUUUUUGUUGUAUCAAUAAUCUAAUGUGAAGUUCUGAUUUAUAUGUACUCACGCAAUGUAGAAACCCUUAAGCCUACCUAAAACCGUAUUAACCGUACUAGGUGCCUCAUAUUAGCCCAACCAUAACUACAUAUUGUACUACGUACCUGACAUUUUGUACUUAAUUAUUUCUCUUAAAUUUCUAUCGCUGAUAUUGUUCUCUUAAAUUUCUAUCGCUGAUAUUGUAUUUUUCCGUUCCUUUUUUGAAUUUUCCAAAAAAAUGAUGUCUUCUCCGUCUGUCGCAGGAAAAGAGAAUAUGCUCAAGCCAGAGGAUUCGUCCUCUGCAAACGUCAAGAAAAGCAGUACUUCCACCUCUCCCAGAAAGUCCCCGAAGAAACAAGAAGAGGAGAAGAAGGAGACUACUAGCAGCAGUGCUAGUACCUCUCCAGCUUCACCACAGAACAAGUCUACUUCUCCACCACAGAACAAGUCCACCACAGAGCAAGUUGGAGAGAACACGUCUGCUUCUCCACCACAGAAGAUGGAAAAGUCUUCAAGUGUAGGUGGCGGGAAACAAGUGCCGCGAGAAGAAAUGACGCCGCAGCCUCCUGGACGAUCCUCGUCAAGCUCAAAGCCACCUUCGUUAAGCUCAUAAUCUUCAUUAAAAUCAUAGAUCUUCAGUGUCUUACUCAACAGUUUCGAAAUCACUCACAGUCACAACCCUUUUCAUCAAUAUUUACAGAACAGUCAAUCGACGUGUUAGUUACUUCAACUGCUGCGGCACCACUGGGGCUUCUCCUACUGUAAGUCCAUUUUCCCUACUGUAAGUCCAUUUUCCCUACUGUAGGUUCGUCUUCCCUGCUGGUGUAAGUUCGUCUUCCCUACUGUAAGUCCAUUUUCCCUACUGUAAGUCCAUUUUCCCUACUGUAAGUCCAUUUUUCCUACUGUAAGUUCGUCUUCCCUGCUGGUGUAAGUUCGUCUUCCCUGCUGGUGUAAGUUCGUCUUCCCUACUGUAAGUUCGUCUUUCUCUAAUAUCUUCUUCCGCCGAACAAGAUGA
This is a messenger RNA of Amoebophrya sp. A25, 3656 nucleotides long. NCBI's taxonomy places the organism in Eukaryota, Dinophyceae, Syndiniales, Amoebophryaceae. The record is from the annotation of a GenBank genome assembly.